This is a messenger RNA of Encephalitozoon romaleae SJ-2008, 375 nucleotides long. RefSeq lists its product as hypothetical. The record is from RefSeq and is a predicted model, not a curated record. Bases 1 to 375 code for a protein of 124 amino acids. The transcript has a single exon. NCBI's taxonomy places the organism in Eukaryota, Fungi, Microsporidia, Unikaryonidae.
AUGAAGUCUUACAUGAAGGAUGGCCUGAGAAUCGGAUUUACAAAGGAAGCUUCUACGGACAAUAUUGAAACCAUUUCCCUGGAAAUAGCCAGAAAGUUUGAAUUGUUGUCAGGUAUUUGUGACAAUAGAAGCUUAUCGGAGUUUCCUGUCAGCAUAAUCAAGGAGGUAGUUGGCUUGUGCAAUGAUCUAAAGGAUCUUACUCCUCAUUAUGGGAUGCCUGAUGAGUAUGUCAACUAUGUAAGAGAGAAUAGGGAUGUUCUGGGGUAUUUCGAGAGAUCCGAAAGCGAUGUCAAGAGUGAGGAGACCCGGAUUAUCAACAAGAGAAAGACAUUUGAUGCCUUUAGAAGCAUGGUGGAAAAGAUAGGAGAGAUAUGA